Synchytrium microbalum is the source of this 570-nucleotide messenger RNA. RefSeq lists its product as uncharacterized. Lineage: Eukaryota; Fungi; Chytridiomycota; Chytridiomycetes; Synchytriales; Synchytriaceae. The transcript is spliced from 5 exons. The coding region runs from base 1 to 570 and encodes 189 amino acids. Gene Ontology annotation, molecular function: microtubule binding. The record is from RefSeq and is a predicted model, not a curated record. Gene Ontology annotation, cellular component: axoneme. Gene Ontology annotation, biological process: regulation of cytoskeleton organization.
AUGAGUUUUCCACGUGAAGUAUUGAGGUGGCUGCAAUCGCUUGAUUUGUCCCAUUCCUUUCAUAAUCCCAAGAGGGACUUUGCCAAUGGAGUCUUGAUAGCAGAAAUAUUGUCGAGAUAUUUCGUCGGAGAGUUGCAGGUGAAUCUGCUUUACACGGGGGAUUCUCGAGAGAGGAGAGAAGAUAAUUGGCAACAAUUGUCCAAAUUUUUCCAGCGAAAGGGUAUCCAAGUGCCCCAAGAAGCUAUGCAUGCGGUUUUGAACUGUCAUCAAGAAGCUGCAAUUAUGUUUCUGUGCAAUGUUUACAGUAUGCUGACAGGAAGAAGCAUACCUGAACAAGCUAAAGCAAUCCCGAAUCCAUACGAGUCAAUCCCAUCGUACACGCUCCCAACAACAGCGACUAUAAUCAAGAGUGUUGGAGGAGUUCAGGUCAAGAACGAAGCAGUCCUGCAAGCCCAUAAGGAUUAUAUUAGGGCACUAAGACAGGCCAGUGCUAGUAAUCAUCAGCAACUACAAACAACACCAGUGGAUUCGGUCGAGUUUUCGCAACCAGCAUUGCUCUCAUCCCAAUGA